AAGGAAAUUAAUAUGAUAUUGAAAUAUUGCUUCGGAAUCUACAAAUUCAAUCCCAUAAUAAUCCAACGAGUAUCAGCAUUGCUUAAGGUUAAACCCUAUCCAGUCAAUGAGAACAUCCAAUAUCAGGGAGAAGUCAGAGUUAUUGAUGAUAAAUAUAAACUCUUGGGAGUGAUGCCUUUUCAAUAAGCUAAAGAAUAGGCAACCAAAGAAGAGAAAGAGAUCAUUCUUAUGAAUGAAAAUGUCGAACCUCCGCUAUGUAGAAUAUGUGACUAUUCUGAUGAGUUGGCAUAAAGAUUUCUCACAGAAAUUUCUCCACCCUUUAAAAAAUUAUAACCUUAAAGAAAUAUUAAAAUAGGAUCCAAAAUCACAUUUUAAGAUUUGCAGAUUAAAGUAAUAGCAGCAUAAACCAUUCUGAAAAAGCAGAAGAGAAUCAUUGUUAGCACUGUUUGUUUUGAAAAUGAAGUGUUGAUAUGCAAAAAUAUCUUCUAUAAAGUUAAGAAUAUAUGUUAAUUUUAGUUUAGGGACAUGUGCGAAUAAUUUAUGAAACCAUUAGGUAGUAUUAGAUCUCGUGAGUAUCAGGACACUUCAGAACAAUAUAGAUCUAAAGACGAAGAAAAAUAACCACAAAUAGAACUAGAAUAUGAAUUUGAGAAAAUAGGGGAAAUUGAAUAGCCUCAAGCGAUUCCAUAGUUGAAGAUUGAAAGAUAAAUUAAUCAAACAUAUUCUUUAACUACUAGGUAGAUCUUAAAUGAAAUAUGAAAGAUAAGAAUUAUUGAAUGCAGAUGAAGCAAUCAAAGAAUUCAAUUAAUAAUACAAAGAUAUUGAUAAGGAAGAGGGAGAAAUAAAUGAAGAAGAUUUGACCAAUGAGAAAAUUUGGCCCAAAUAAAAAAUUAAGAGGAAAAUAACCAAGUACACUUAUCCAAAAAAGGAUAUUGACACCAUUAUGAUGGAAAAGGAAAAAGUUGAAAAGGGAGAAAAGGUUUGAUGAUGUCC
This is a messenger RNA of Paramecium octaurelia, 993 nucleotides long. Lineage: Eukaryota; Ciliophora; Oligohymenophorea; Peniculida; Parameciidae. The record is from the annotation of a GenBank genome assembly.